CUCGGCAGGUGCCAGGGGCCGUCGUGGCCCCGCCCCCUCGCCCCGGUCUGAGGGCGGCGGCAGCAGCCGGCGGAGCGGCCGCGGUGCCGGGGGCAGUUGGGCUUUGGGCUGCGCUGCUCGCCGCCUCUCACCUCCCUUCCUGCAGCGCGCUCGGGGGCACCCGGCGGAGAGGGAGAGAGAGAUAAAGAGAGAGAAGACGAGACACCGACCCUCCGGCGGCAUGAACCGGCCUCAUCGCGGGGCUGCGGGCAGCCGGGGCCUGGGCACCAUGGAGGUGAAGAGUAAGUUUGGAGCAGAAUUUCGACGAUUUUCUCUGGAGAGGUCCAAACCUGGAAAGUUUGAGGAGUUCUAUGGAUUAUUGCAGCAUGUACACAAGAUACCAAAUGUUGAUGUUCUAGUGGGAUAUACGGACAUUCAUGGAGACCUGCUGCCUAUCAAUAAUGAUGACAAUUAUCAUAAAGCAGUUUCCACAGCCAAUCCUCUACUCAGGAUUUUCAUUCAGAGGAAAGAAGAUGCAGACUACAGUGCCUUUGGUACAGAUACUAUGACAAGGAAGAAAAAUGUCUUAUCAAAUGUGUUACGUCCGGAUAAUCACAAGAAGAAACCACACAUCGUCAUUAGCAUGCCACAAGACUUCAGACCAGUGUCUUCUAUUAUAGAUGUAGAUAUUCUUCCAGAAACCCAUCGUAGGGUACGACUUUACAAAUACGGAACUGACAAACCCCUUGGAUUCUAUAUACGAGAUGGCUCUAGUGUCAGAGUAACACCACAUGGAUUAGAGAAAGUUCCGGGGAUUUUCAUAUCUAGGCUUGUCCCUGGAGGUCUGGCUCAAAGCACAGGCUUGCUGGCUGUCAAUGAUGAAGUACUAGAGGUGAAUGGAAUAGAGGUUUCAGGAAAAAGCCUUGAUCAGGUUACAGACAUGAUGAUUGCAAACAGCCGUAACCUGAUCAUUACAGUAAGACCAGCAAACCAGAGAAAUAAUGUUGUGAGGAACAGUCGGACUUCUGGCAGCUCCGGUCAGUCUACUGAAUCUAGCCUUCCAAGUAGCACGCCGAAUAUUUUAGCAAAUUUAUUGCCAGGAGACGAGGAGAGCGAUGAAGAGGACAUUAUUAUUGAAGAUAGUGGUGAUCCACAGCAGAUUCCGAAAGCCGUGCCUCCCAGCGAAAGCCUAGAAUCGUUGACACAAAUUGAACUCCUUCAUGAGUCAACUCAAAAUGGAUUCCUACUUUCCAGCGAGAUGAACUUGAAUCAUUCAGCAGGCAGCAUGAGCAUGGAAUAUGAAGUACAAGGUCCAGAUCAUAAAUCAUUAGAAGAAGAUGGAACUAUAAUAACACUAUGAAAUUACAUUGGUGUACGUUGUAUGAAGGAUGCCAUACAUGUUUUAAUUUGGCUUAAUAUGUAAUACAUUUUAUACCUCUCAUCUACCGAGCACUGCAGUUAGAUUAAAAGGAGGGAAAAAAGUAAACACAAGAAGUUCAAAAUUAUGUAAGUUGACUAACUUUAGUUAAUUCUGCACUUCAGUGUAAAUACUUCACAAAGAUGGAACAUAAUUGAUGAAUGACCGAAAUUGGAUGAGGAAAAUUUAAAUAGAAAAUGAAGGAUAGCUGAGAUGGCUGUGAGCUUUCUUUUAAAGGUACUUGAUUUUUAUAUAUUUUUAAUGCAGAGUACUACUGGUUCUAUAGAAGUAAACUUCCAUUAUUGUGUCGGGUUGACUGUCUAAUGUACUGUGGUUUCAUGUUCAUCUGAAAUGCUGUUUAUGUGUGAUGGAGCUGCUGUAGCCACUUCAUUCCUGUUCAGGACUGUUGUUUAGCUGGUAGAGCUGUUUGUGUGGCUCUGUGUAUGAGGAAACUGAAAAAUAAGCAGGAGGUGGUGUGGGAAGAGAUAUUUGUGGUUGGUCUAGUUCCCUGACUGACACCUUGAGCAAUAGGGAUAUGUGAUAGUGGUCAGCAAUUCGACAACAGUCAGGGUUUGAAGGUGGGGGCUUCUGAAGUUGACUGUUCCUUUGUAAGUGAACGUGCAACCACAGGCUCAUUAGUCAUGCACCUUUACUGGCUUUAGUGGCAAGGUAAGCUUAUUUUUAAUGACUGAUUUUUAAAUUCAAAUGUGAAAGGUCUUAACACUUAUACAUCAAAGACCUGUUCUCAUUUUAGUCUGUAAUAUUUAAGGAUAUCAUCUGAUUUAGUUGCUAAUCCCAGUAAAUUUCAAAGAAAUCAAAUGUAAACUUAAUGGAAAUAAUAUAAUCUAUGUUAAAAUCGCAGUCCUAGUAGAAGCUGUAAAGGUUUCUACUAGCAAAGGUUUGUUGUAGUGAGUCUGAAUUAUGUAAAAAGUGACUUUCUUCAAACCUGAACAAGUUAGAACAUCUUAAAUUAAUAGCAAUCCCUGGAUUAAAAAGAAAAAGAGUUUUAAAUCAGAAUGAGGCUUUAAUAGAACUUGCUUGGGCCAUGUGAUAUUAAAUUAUUUGUUAUAAAGAACUAAACUGUAAAUGCUGAUCUUUCUGUGUACCACUGGCUGGGUAUUUUGAAUAUUACAAAGUUGCUAUAUGUAAAACAAAAUACUGAUGACAAGUCCUGAUACUGCAAGUGCAUAAGUAUGCAUGUAAUCAGCUGCAAACUUACUAGGAGAAUUGCGGGGAGAGGUUUGUAGCAUUAUUUUUACCCUUUCCCUUUUUAGUAUCUCCUGCUUUACCACUUUGGCACUCAGUUCCCAACCUGAUCCUUCUCUGGGAACAGAAGGUGUUGCAGGAAAAUGAGAUGGGGACUAACAGGAUCGUGGAGAAGGAUGGAUGGAUCUUCUCACUGGGGGAUCCAGUAGUCUAUGUCAACCUCUAGGAAGGAAGUAGGAUGCUACCUGUUCUGUACUGGGGUACUGUGCUUAGUCUGGGUUCUUAGAAGCAUGUUCUACACUGUAGGGAGAUAUGAUGAGCAGGAAAGGAGACUAACCCCUUUCUCUUUCCUUCAUUCUAUCUUGAGGAAACAUCUACCUCUGGUAACUUUACUAAUAAGAGACUAACCAUAAGUUUAGUGUUAAGGCAACUGUAAAAGUCUGUAUAGGAUAUCAGAGGCUAAAACUUCUGUAAUGAUGUAAGCAAAAUUGCUUCAGAAAUUACUGCUGUUUAAUUUUACUAAAUGCAAGUCUUAAAUUCAUAUCAUGAACAGUGCUAUUUUCAAGCCUCCAAUCCCUUGGAGUUCAAAUCUCAUAGAUGUCAGGAAAGGUAUCCAUGACCAUUUUGAUUUAUGGAGAGUUAGGAUAACAGACAAUGGUACUCUGCAAAUACAGGUUAGAGUUCUGCUGCGUCAGAUUUAUUUAUGGUUUCUUCAGCGUACAUAUGGAGACACCCUGGAAUGUUUUCCAACAUGAGCAAGAAUUUUGAAGUGUGUUACUUAUUUCGUUAGUAAUUAUUAAAAAAUGAAGUAACUACAUCCACUUAGUGUGAAAUGAGGAAAACAAGUGCUUGUUCUGCAACAUGUAGACUUUAAAUAUACAUGUUUUCUGUCAGUGCUGCUCUACACUUCCUUUAUUUAAGGACAAUUGUUUACUUUUAAAUGUCUUUUUUUUUUUUCCUUUAUCAAAGACUUUCCUUCCUGUAUGAAAUCAUCAGUGGAGGGUGACUUUCACUUAUUAUGCUAGUUUGCACUUAUGUGCCUUUUGUUUACUUGAAUGUAUUGUGAAUAAUCAAAGGAAUAAAGGCACUUGGAUGAGAAGAGAAAUGAAGUCCACAGAUACAGAAAAUGAACUGGUAGUGCACUUAAUACAGGUGUAGUGUUUCCAUUCAGUGGAAAUACAUAAUGGGUCUAAUGUGGUAUGUUAGUAUUUUGCAGCUUGGAUAAUAGCUUUGAGCUAUUAACUGACACAGGAGGGCUGAGUCUGAGAAAGCCAGUGUUGCAAGGGAGCUUAUUGCUUAGGUGGAAACACCCAAGGUUAGCGUGCUGCCAAAUUCUGUGUUACCUAAUCUGUACUUGUAACAGAUGCAUGAAUAUUUUGACUGUAUAUGCCAGUAUUAUGGACUUGUAGGAAUUUAACUAGAGUCCUACUCUAAAUUGCAUGAGAAUUCAUCUCUUGGGACCUUUCCUGCAAACUGAUUAAUCUAAACGGGAGAUAAUACUAUUUGACAAACAUCACGUUAUUUUACAGAGAUCUGGUAACAUAUAUUAAAACUAAGCAUUUAGGACUUGAUAAAAAUAUUAAAGAAUAAACCUAAAAAUGAGUUUUUAAAAGUGUAUAUUUAGAGUUACUAUGACAGACUGCACAGCAUGUAAUUGCUUAAUGCUGCAGUUACCAUAAAGUUUCUAAAGUUCUUCCAUAUCUUACUAAUGCAUACAAUGUUAAUUACAAAAUAUUUUAAAAUUGUUACUUCAGGAUGAUCAACGGUUGAUUAUGAGUGGCUAAACUUAAUUUUAUAUAUAAAUGAUACUGGUGUUCAGUAUAAGUUUUUUUAAAAUAUGCUGAUAUUGUUAGCCUUUCAUUCACUACCUCCUAAAUUUUUAACAUCUUUAUAAUUUCCUCCCUGGAAGAAAAUACUUAAAGGCUUGACUGUUUUAUAUAGAUUUUAUCUUUAGCUAAAAAGAAAAAAUCCAAAAGUCAUAGUGAGGAUGCUACGCAUGAUUGACAAUAUUAUGCUGCUAUUAAUGUAAUCUUUGUGUAUUAAGUAUCCUGUAUAUGUAAAUUGUAUUUUCAAUCCAGAUUUUAUAAAUUAAUUUAUAAUUAUCCAAAUUAUUUCGGAAUGGAAAACUAAAAUUCCUUUGACUUGUGUUAUAUGUUGUGUACAUGCACAGUGGGGGGACAAUUCAUUCUUUACUUGUGACUGGGAGAUUUAAGUGCACCUUAAUAGAAAAAAAAAUUCUUAAUAGAAUUAAGAUGCAUUUACUUUAAAGUUCUGCUAUGGUACUGGAUAAGUCAAGCCUAACUGUGAAUCAUUUUUUUUUUAUUUCCACAGCUGGAUUAAAUUUAGGACAAUGUUCUCACAAGCUGUCUUUAACAUGUGUAUUUUUGUGAAUACUAUGUAUUUUCUAAUUAAAUUUUACUUGCAAUGUGAUUUUUACAUGAAUGAACUUGUUUAAAAUGUCAAAUAUCAGUAUUUUUCUUACAACUUUAAUGUAUAAUGUACAUUGGUAUCUCACUGAAUGAAGAUUGAUUUUACAAAAUCAAGCUAGAUGUAGUUGUAUAUUAGUCUUAUAUUUUUACAGACUGGAAUAAUAAAUGGACACAGAAAUAAAA
Molecule: messenger RNA, 5214 nt
Organism: Tyto alba (common barn owl)
Lineage: Eukaryota; Metazoa; Chordata; Aves; Strigiformes; Tytonidae
Gene: PARD6B
Product: par-6 family cell polarity regulator beta
Exons: 3
Coding region: 221-1339 (372 amino acids)
Biological process (GO): establishment or maintenance of cell polarity; centrosome cycle; regulation of cellular localization
Cellular component (GO): nucleus; cell cortex; apical plasma membrane
Molecular function (GO): protein kinase C binding
Source: RefSeq, a predicted model, not a curated record